Saccoglossus kowalevskii is the source of this 1258-nucleotide messenger RNA. RefSeq names its product BTB/POZ domain-containing protein 17-like. Lineage: Eukaryota; Metazoa; Hemichordata; Enteropneusta; Harrimaniidae. The record is from RefSeq and is a predicted model, not a curated record.
CAUAAUGACGGAAUCGGCCGACUGUAGUAGUGAACUCAUCGAGCUCAUCGGUACAUUAUUUGACAAUUCUGACCAGUCGGACAUGUGCUUACUCAUCGACGGACAGGAGGUACAUCUACACAAACUUGUGAUUUUUAAGCAAAGUGAAGUGUUCCGCGAUUUGUUUGAGAAAGCGACGGACGCAAGCGACCUUUACCACCACAUCAACAAUACCAACGAGCAUCCCGAGUGCAUGCAGGUGUUUCGCAAUUUUCUUGAAUUUUUCUACACCGGAAAAAUCGAUCUGUCUACCGACACGAUUGUCCCUAUCGUGUUCCUGGCUUAUAAAUACAAAGUCUUGAGUUUAUCUGUAUGUUGCCACACAUAUAUUAAACGGUAUCUCUCCAAUGAGUCACCGCCCCCCGACAUCGACGUUGUAGCGGCCUGGUAUGUGCACACACUACUACAGGCCAGCGAUUUCGCUUGGCUGCGUGACCUUUGCUUCGAGAUGAUGAAACGUACAUUGUAUCAGCUGAUUGCCAGUUCAACAAGUUGGUAUAAAUUAAGCUUUGACGAUGUGUUCCAAUUGGUCCGCAACUCUGACGUCCUCGUGAAAGAUGAGUUCAGUCUGUAUGAUGCUAUGGAAACAUGGUUGGAGCAUUGUUACAAUGACGAUUCCGAACAAUUAUCGACCUCCCUCCAAGAAUGUAUACAGUAUGUACGAUUUCCGAUGAUGUCACCGACGCAACUGGCUAAAGUUCAGGAUUCAAAUUUGUGCAGAGAGCACCUGGAUUUGUACUCGCAGCUGUUAUUAGAAGCGUACCAGUUUCACACGUGUGGCACACAGGUAGAACCAGAUGAGUACUCCAGAUUUGUACUUCGAGAUUAUCUUAUACAACCAGAUAAAUUGCCUCGUCCACCGAGUCAGAAACCUACAACACCGCCCCCCAGAGAGCCAAGCGAGAAUGGAGACAGAGACACUAUGAAUAAUGGGAAUAACCGUCAUGCUGCAAAUACGACAGACGAUGAAAUGUCAGAAAGCGGAAGUGAGGACGGGAAAUACCCAUCUUCACAUUCUACAUCAGCAUCCCAGGAUGACUUGGAAAAUGAAUAUAUAACGAGCGACGUGGGAAAUGGUAACAACGAUGACGCCAUGAAUACACGUAGUGGUGGUUAUCAUUGUGACAACAGUGUGGAUACAACAACAGCACCUGUGACCGAAAACAGUGCCAAUAAUCUAAGUGACACUGGCCACGGCGAAACAAGUGGUGCCAACUAA